Molecule: messenger RNA, 1257 nt
Organism: Lasiosphaeria miniovina
Lineage: Eukaryota; Fungi; Ascomycota; Sordariomycetes; Sordariales; Lasiosphaeriaceae
Product: Alpha/Beta hydrolase protein
Exons: 2
Coding region: 1-1257 (418 amino acids)
Molecular function (GO): lipase activity
Source: RefSeq, a predicted model, not a curated record
AUGGCAUCCACCACGAACCCGCCCUUUUCGGGAUGGGAAAAAGCCGGCCUGGCGCUGCAGCUAACCCUCGCCGCGCCAGUGCAGCUGCUGUACAACUUCGGCCUCGUCGUGUCCCGGGCGGCCUGGCGGGGGUUGCCGCUAGGCGACUAUGCGCACUGCGGCUUCAUCAGGUUCGUGCUGUGCAACGCGUCGGCGCGGCAGGUGCAGUACCUGUCGCCGCCGACGGCGGCCAUGUACGAGCUGUGGAUCAACGGCCGGCGCAACGGUAAAAUCGAAACGGGCGACCAAGUCACGCCCGACGAUGCCGCGUGCCUCGCUGCUGCCGGCCGCCUGCAGCACGACGUCGAGCCGCUGCCCGACGGCGCCUCGUCGCUGCUCUGGCUCGGCAACCGCCGCCGCGCCACAAAGUUCGUCUACUUCCUCCACGGCGGCGGCUACACGCUGCCGAUCCAGCCAGGCCACCUGGAGUGGUGUCUUCGUGCAUACAUCCUGGCUGCGGCUGGUCGGGCGCGUCAGAAGAACGGUAGCCCAGAAGGGGAAGAUCAACAGCAAAGGGAGGAUCAACAGCAAAGGGAGGAACAAGUCGCCGUGGCCGUGCUGCAGUACACGCUCUGCCCCGGCGCGCAGUACCCGACGCAGCUGUGCCAGGCAGCGGCGGGGCUCGCGCACCUGCUGGCGUCGGGCAUCGCGCCGGGCAAUAUCGUCGUCGGGGGCGACUCGGCCGGCGCUAACCUGACGGCCCAGCUUGUUAGCCACCUGCUGCACCCGCACGCGACUGCGCCACGCAUCAAGCUCGCAGCACCGCUGGCCGGCGUGUUCCUCGUAUCGCCGUGGGUCAGCGCGCGCGUUGACACGCCGUCGUUCGCCGAGAACGACGGCGUCGACAUGCUGUCGGCGUGCUACGUGCGGUCGGCCAACAACCACAUCGUGGGCGGCGCGGCCAGGGCAGUCUUCGACGCAGAGGUCUCCCGUGGCGAGGGUUGGGCCAUGCCCGCCGACGUCGACGCCAGCUGGUGGGACAGGCUGCGCGACGUCACGCCCGCGCUGUACGUCACGGUAGGCAAGCACGAGGUGCUGAGGGAUCAGGGGGUUGUGUUUACCGAGGCGGUCAGGCGGCGCAAUGCCGCGGUCGAUGUCCGCCUCGAGGUCAUGGACAGCGAGGCGCACGACUUCAUCCUGCUGGAUGGCCAGGCGAAGCGGGACGGCGAUCCGACCAAGCGGAUGAGGGCUUGGGCGUCGUCGGCGCUCUGGCCGUAG